AUGUGGCCGGCCGGGCGCCAGCUGGGGGCCCUGGUCUGGAAGAACUGGCUGGUCAGGUGCCGGCACCGGGUCCUCUGCCUGGCGGAGUUCCUCUGGCCGUGCGUGCUGUUCAUCAUCCUGACGGCUCUCCGUUUCCAAGAGCCACCCCGGCGCCGGGACACCUGUUACCUGCAGCCCCGGGACCUGCCCAGCCGGGGCGUCCUCCCUUUCGUGCGGGGCCUCCUCUGCAACACGGGGGCGCGGUGCCGGAACACGAGCGGCCCGCCCAGCCAGCGCCAUCUCCGAGAGGAAGCGUUCCGAGCCACAGCUGCCCCUAACAAGAUCCAUGACCUGGUCUUCUUACAAGAGAUGCAGGACCUGGCCGAUGGCGUGCGUGAAGUGAUGGCCGAGGCAACAAACUUAAAACAGCUCUGGGCAGAACGAGGUUCUUAUGGCUCCACCUUCUUAACAGUGGAUCUCAAUAAGACCGAGGAGGUGAUCUUGGCACUGGAAAGCCUUCAGCAGCAGCCCCAAGUCUGGGACUUCCUGCUUUUACUGCCCAGACUGUUCGCAGGCCACAUCCCCGCUGACGAUGGCCUCCGCGGUGCGGCACGCCCCCUGCAGGCUGUCUUGAAUUCCUUAACGGCUCUGGAAGAGCUAGAUCAGCUGCCACUCAACCCUGCCACCUCCAGGGUUUCCAAAAUGGUGCUGAAGGCGACCAUUUCCGCGCUGGCGUUCCCGCAGGAUCAUGGAGUAGCAGCUGCUGAGGCGGGGCGCAGCCUGUCCCUGCGCAGCCUGCUGCGGGCCCCGCAGGAGGUCCGGGCGGACCUGCAGUCCCGAUUUGGAUUUGAUGACCUUCAUGCGGAACAAAUCCUGAAUCACUCAGCCGAGCUGAAAGAGAUUCCCACAGACAGCUCACUGGAGCGGAUGGUGUGCUCAGCCUUGUCCCAGGCCUCCGCGGACGAAGCUGACGGAGAGGGUCACCCUGGAGACUGUCACGCCCGCUGGGCAGCAGCCAAAACCUACCUGGUCCACGCGGUCAGCUGGCUGCAGGUCUACAAACAGGUGCUCCAUCGGUGGCCGGCGGGCGGCCUGCUGCAGCAGGUGCUCAUAGGGGCGGGCCUCGGCCGGGAGGCGCCCAGGAGCCCGCCGGGGGGAGAAGGCACCCUGCAAGAGGUGGCGGAAGCUUUGCAGAUGGGGCUGCUCCUGCUGACAAGCAGCGAGACAACAGAGGAACUCGGCAGCCACGCACCUCCAGAGGCGGUCUUAAAUUUCAGCAGGAAACAUCUCAUGAAGAAAAAGAAGUUGUAUGCCCUUACGGAUGAACAACUGAACUUUCUUUUGUCCUUGGUGGAAUUUUUGGAGAAAUUGUUGUUGCCUAACCUUUUGGACUCAUCCAGCAGUCCCACGAAGACUAUUCUAAAUGCAACUCAUUCCUGGAUAAAUCACUUAAAGGAUUUAGGAAGAGAACCAUCUGGUAUUGAUACUCAGAAACUUUUGGAAUUUGGCCAAGAGGUGAUUGAAAAAGUGCACACUCUUGAAAAGAUGGAAUCAAGCUAUGUUUUGAGAUUUAUGGAAGCAGUACUUUCUGAAAUUAACCCCAAAGUCCUGGAAUUGUGGGCAUUCGGCAUUUCCAAAGGAAAGAGAACUAAAUUCAAAAACUUGUCUACACUUUCAAAUUUUUCUGUUUUAGGAAAUGAGAGGAUUCUUAGUAAAAGCUUUAAUUUUUCCAAGUUGUUUCGCUCGGAUUGGCCUGAAUCAUCAGCUGUGAAAAUGGAUUUUGUUCAUCUAAGUGAAUCUAUAAUCCACCGUCUCUAUGAACUUGGAUUCCUGAGGCAGGAGCAAGUCUCAGAUGUCUACGACUUCAUAGUCCUUCAGGGCAUAGGCAUUCCUCAUGUCACCAAGGAAGACUUUAUGUUUAUGAUGAAAACUCUCCUGGACACCAUUGAAUUAGUAUCAGAUAAGCCAGGGGUUCUUGCCAAGGUUGUAACUUGCCUUCCUGUGGUUUGGUGCUGGAAUCACACAAUAUCUGGAUUUCAGCAGAAUCCAGAGUUAGAAGCCUGUAAUGGCCACUUCUACAGCAAAAUGGCUAGUAUACUUGACCACUUCCAACUGUCUCCCCCAGGUGAAGUGUCACAAUGUUCAAAUGAAAGCUCCCGGAUGGAAAUUACCAAGAAAAUGGUCUGCGUAAUCCAUGAGCUAGUGGACUGGAGCUCCAUUCUUCUAGACCUGUCUGAAGUCUUCCACGUUAACGCCUCGCUUAUGAAAACUGUGCAAGAAUUUAGGCAGAAGGUGUUUCCAUUUGUCCUAUCUGGAAACCAGAGCAAAGAUAGCACUUCUGCACUCUGUCCCCCUGGUCUCAUGAAGCAAGUUGCUUUACAAAUCAUAGAAACAUUUAGAAACGUCAGCUUUACCAAAGCCUCAUCAGAUGAAAACAUUCUUGAUAAAUUAGCUCUUUUAAACAGGAUCCUUAACAAUGAAGGUUCAGAGGCAUCUCUUGGGAAUCUUUCCUUAAGUUUGGGAAGGAUGAUAAAAUCACUUUCUGGGGAUGAGAGCCUAGAAAAUAGAACUCGCGCUGUAGUCUCUCUAUUCAUGAUGUUUUUGGAUGCAAACCUCCUAGGAGGGAAUUUUGAAGCGCUAUCAAGUUUUAUUAAAAGGAGUAAAACAGCUUACAACUUUGUAGAUCUGUGGCUUGAGUCUGAGCAAGCCAUGAAAGAUCCAAACUUGAAGAGACGAGCCCUGUUCUCUAAAAUUAAUGAAGAGAUUCCAAUGAUUAACUCAAUGGCUCUUCAAAAAAUGACUGUGAAACUUGUCCAUAUUUUGGAAAGCCUGAAUUCAUCAUUGUUGCAGUUGUCAGAAAUGACCGGAGAUUUUCCAUCUGUCACAAAAAUCUGGCUUCGUAAAUAUGCAAGUGAAGAAUACUCCAGAAUAAUACAAAUAUUCUUUUUCCUUAUGGCCAAUGAGAAUUCAACAUUGACUAAAGAUAUUAAUACCUUUUUGUAUUAUCUCAAAAACAUUUCCAGAGGAGGUGGUUCUCACGUUGACCUUUUUGCUCAACUGGUAAACCAAGAACAGUCAACAAAUUUCUCUGUUGCUAAUAGGUUGCUUUUGAAAAGCUUCCUAGUUAAUUCAAUCAAUAACUUAGCUGCAGACUCUCAACAAGCAGCCUGGAACUUAAGUGACACUGACCUUCAGGUCCUGAAUCUCAUUAACCUCACCUUGAACCAGACACCGUUAGAGAAGGGUGAGAGAAUACUCCCUCCGGGAGGCAUGGUGGAGUUCAUGGGACAGCUUUUGAAAACAUUCUUUACCUUUGCUGAAAAGGAAAAUUCUGAGAACAAAACAUCUCUUUUGUUGAAAGACCUCUGCAACAUGUUUGCAGAGAUAAGCUUUGUCCCAAAGGAUAAAGUUUUAGAAAUUCUGAAAGUAGACCAAUUUCUUACCUCCAUGAAAGAAAAGAAAUUGAUGAGCAUUUUUUCAAGGUUAAAGGAGACCAUAAAUCACCUAAUCAAAGGAUGGUUUAUGCCAGAUCACACAGACUUUUAUUUUGAUAAUUACCGAGGAUGGAAGUUCCUGCGAGAUUUCUUUAAUGCUCUUCUAAGUAAAACUUCUGUGAAAAAUAAGACUGAAAAUAACUUGGAGAUUCUUACCCAGGUAAGUCAGUUGUUUUUCCACAUGAAUAGUUCUGCAAACCUGUCCCAGCUCAGCCACCAGCUCCGGGCAGCUCUCCGCCUCAUGCGAGAAGCCUCAGCAGAAAUGGCAGCCGUUAUGGAUUCUCUUUUCAACUCUCCCAGGGAGAACUUCCGAGCCUCGUGUCCUUCACUCCGAGAGGCCAUAUUUGCUAACCUAACCGACCUGCUUUCCUUCAUGAGCCAUUCAUUCCCUCUAAGAAACAGAGCAGCAUUAGACAUCACUAAGAGACUGCUUGGUAUUAUCUCAAGAGCUGGCAGAGGAAGUCCCGUCCGGGAACCUCUCUUGGAAAUGUCUGGGACUCUAGGCCUGCUGGUGAGCGCAACUGUGGAAAUGCAGGAUCUGGCCGCGUCUGUGAACUCCACGGUGGAGCUGCUCCAGCUUGCCAAGAAAGUUUCGAGGAAGAUGGCCACUGUUUUUGAAACUCACCAUGUCUCGGGUACCAAUGGCACUAUGAAAUUCUUUGACACUCUGUAUUCCAUUUUGCAACAGAAUGUUGGAAAUGUUGUGAAUGAAAUAACUGCUUUGAAAAAAGGGGAUCAGUUAGAAUUUGAAAAUAUCAAUGACUUGUUGAUGCCACUCCUGGACUUGGCCUUUGGGAUGAUUGGCAUCAAACCUAACAUUUCCCAAGACUCUGGUAUUUUCAGUAUGUCAUCCAGCAUACUAUCCUAUGUGAACCAGUCCAGGGAGUUUUCUGAUAUUUCAGAAGAAAUUGCUGAAUUUUUAACUUCUGGGGAAAUCAAUUUGGGAGACAUGGAACAUCUUCUGGUAGCAAUUAAUAAUGGAACUCAAAUAUUUUCCCUGGAUUCUGUCAGCGUAUGGGAAGAAAUCCUAGAUUGCUUAAUUUCUAUAAAUAACAUCACUAAGCAGAUAGACUUCCUACGUCCGAAUCCAGUUUCCACUCAUGGUUUCCCUCAGGAUGCUCGAGAAAUGGCGCUGGUUUUGGAUGAAAUGCUGUCACGAGACCGCACAGAGGUAGGGCCCUACUGGAGAAUGGUGACUGACCUGGCCGUCGCUCUUUGGAGUCCCUUAGAGAAGGAUGACUUGAAUGUUUCUAAUCUGUGGCUGACGCUGGCUCCGCACGCAGACGCCCUUUUGGAAGCCGCGGGGACAGUUGCGGAGUCCGCCCAUGGAGGCGACGGGCGUGGAGCCCCGGCUCUCCGCUCCCCUCUGAUGAGGGCGGCCACUCAGCUCCUGGAGGAAGCCGCCCGGAGCGCGCUCAGUGGGGCAGCUCUCCUGAGGAAAGGGCUUCUCUUGAAUAACCCUCAGGGGGUAAGUUCCACCAGAACGGUGCUCCAGGCCGUCUUGGAGAUGUUCCUUCAUGCAGCCGCUGGAAAGAACGUCCCCUCAGGAAGAGGAGAGAAGGCCGAGGGAGAGAGGAUGGCCGUUCCUGACAGCCUCACCCCAUCACCCUGGUUUGAGAACUGCGUGAAGGGGUUGAUUGCAUUGACUGAGUCCUGGCAGGAAGUCCUGGCAGAUGAGAGUGUUGCCAGGAUGUGUCGGGACUCCCAGCAGCCUUCGGAGCCCCCGGCAGCCGCGGAGAGCCCGCAGAGAGCGAGGACGCUGCUGCAGCGUGUGCUGCUCACGCUCACAGAUGUGAAGAUAAAAGACCUGGUGAAGAACAUCACCGCCUUCACCGAGGAGCUCCGAUCUGCCCACCUCUCACCUGAAGCCAUCAGCAGUAUUUUGGAAGCAAAUAUUUCCUGCUCACAGGUCCUGUCGGGCGCCCUGACGCUGGCUCUGUCCGGGAGAUGUGACCGGGACGUGCUGCGUCUCCUGCUGGCCUUGCCUGAGGACGGGAAGGCGCGGUUGGCCGCUAAGGAGCUGUGCGGCCUGCCCGGGGCCGGCGUGUACUCUCUGCUUGCGUCCGUGAGUCGCCACCUGGACCUGCGCAGCUUUGUUUACAAGACGCUCAUGCCGGCAGAGGCCCAGGGUGUGCUCAGCUCCCUGCUGGCCAUCGUCUCCAGGCUCAGCCACUUGCUCCCCAGGGCCAGCCACGUCCUGGAACACCUGCCCAAGUUUCUCCACACGCCCAACAUCACGGCCCUGCUGGACCUGCUCACCGCUCGGCAGGCUCCCCCCGGGGCCCCGGCCGCAAGCUCAGCCCUCGGCUCCUUCCAGGCUGUGGUGACGAUGGUGUGCCAGGAGCAAGAGUCCUUUCUUAGCAACUCUAACAUGUUCCUUAACCUGCCCAGAGUUAACGAGCUCCUAGAAAGUGACAAAGAAAAAUUCAACAUUCCUGAAGACUCAACGCCGUUUUGCUUGAAGCUUUACCAGGAAAUACUGCAGUCUCCAAACGGCGCUCUGGUGUGGGCCUUCCUGAAGCCGGUGUUACACGGGAAGAUCCUGUACACACCCAGCACCCCGGCGGUGCAUGAGGUCAUCCGGAAGGCCAAUUACACUUUCGUGUAUGUGGACAAGCUGAGGGCUCUGUCAGAGACGCUGCUGAGCGUAGCCAGCAGCGCCCAGAGCGGUGGGCACGGCCGGACGCUGGGGCAGCUGCAGGAAGCCCUGAGAAGCAAGUUUAUAAGAAACUUUGUGGAAAGCCAGUUACACAUCAACGUAGACACACUGACUGAGAAGCUGCAGACGUAUGCAGGGGGCCUGGGCCGGAUGCUGAGCCGCCUGGGCACCGCCGACCUCCUCUCCCUGGGCCCCGCGCUGGCCAACCUGUCCUCCUGUGUGCUGCUGGACCGCUUCCAGGGGCUGCCGUCCGCCGCCGCCCUGGAGGCCGCCGCCCACGGGCUCCUGCAGCAGAACCGCCUCCUGGCCAGCGUCAUCUUCAACACCUCGGGGCGCCGCUCCGGCCCGCACGCCCCGCUGCCGCCCCGCGUGGCCUACACCAUCCGGACCAGCCUGCUGUACAGCGUGCGGACGGACCAGGCCGGGAACCCCUCCUGGAAGUCCCACCCCCGGAGCCUGCCGGCCGACGGCUUCCAGUACAACUACGUCUUCGCCCCGCUGCAGGACAUGCUGGAGCGGGCGCUGCUGCGGGUGCAGACCCGGCGGGCGGCCGUGGGGCCCCCGGCGCAGGCGCAGCCCAUCCCGUACCCCUGCCACAGCAGCGACCUGUUCCUGAACCACGUGGGCUUCUUCCUGCCCCUGAUCAUGAUGCUGACGUGGGUGGUGUCUGUGGCCAGCAUGGUGCGAAGGCUGGUGUACGAGCGGGAGAUCCAGAUGGAAGAGUACCUGCGCAUGAUGGGGGCGCCCCCGGCCUCCAGCCUGCUGGCCUGGUUCCUGGAGAACCUGGCUGUGGUGGCGGUGGGCAGCGCUGCGCUGGCCGUGGUGCUGAAAGCCAGCGGCAUCUUCGCACACAGCGACGCCCUCAUCCUGUUCCUCUUCCUGCUGGCCUUCGGGGUGUCGGCCGUCACGCUGAGCUACCUGCUGAGCGCCUGCUUCGGCCGCGCGGCCCCGGCGGCGCUCUGCGGCAGCCUGCUGUACCUGGCCAGCUUCCUGCCCUACAUCGUGCUGCUGGUGCUGCGGGGCCGGCUCAGCACGCCUGCCCAGAUGCUCCUGUGCCUCCUCUCCCCGACGGCCUUUGGACAAGGAGUGUUCUUCGUCACGUUCCUGGAAGGGCAGGAGGCAGGGGUCCAGUGGGGCAACCUGUACCAGCCGUCAGAGCAGGCAGGCCUGGCGCUCGGCUGGGUCUGCGUGAUGAUUCUGGUCGACUCGGGCCUUUACUUUCUAUGUGGCUGGUACCUGAGCAACUUGGUUCCUGGCGCCGUGGGUGUUCGGAAGCCCUGGUACUUCCCCUUCACGGCCUCCUACUGGAGGGGCGCGCGAGGCCUGGCCACCCGGAGGCCGUGCGCCCGCGGUUCCGGGCCCUUCUCCCGCCGGUCAUUGCCUCAGCAUGGGAACGGGGAGCGGGAAGGAGGCCCCCCUGGUGUCACCCUGGUGUCUGUGACCAAGGAGUACCAGCCCCACCGGGCAGCCGUGCGGGACCUGACCCUCACCUUCCACAGAGGCCAGAUCACCGCCCUGCUGGGGGCCAACGGCGCCGGGAAGACCACCAUCAUGUCGCUGGUGACAGGGCUGCAGGCGCCCACCUCUGGGACCGUCCUCGUCGACGGCAGGAACGUGCACACGGACUUGGCCGCGGUCAGGAAGGAGCUGGGGGUGUGUCCUCAGCGCGAUGUCCUGUGGGAUCGGCUCACCGCCCGGGAACACCUGCUGCUCUUCGCAGCCAUCAGGUCACCGCAGCGGAGCCGGGCAGAGCGGCGGCAGCAGGUGGACCAGGCCCUCCGGGACGUGGGGCUGACACCACACCAGCACACGCAGGCCGGCGCCCUGUCCGGAGGCCUGCGGAGGAGGCUGUCCAUCGGCGCUGCCUUCCUGGGCGCCCCGCGGACCGUGGUGCUGGACGAGCCCACCAGCGGGGUGGACCCCUGCUCCCGGCGCAGCAUCUGGGACAUCCUGCUCCGUCUCCGAGAAGGUCGGACGAUCAUCCUCACCACCCACCACCUGGACGAGGCGGAGGCGCUGAGCGACCGCGUGGCCGUGCUGCAGCGGGGCCGGCUGCGCUGCUGCGACGCCCCCCGGGGCCUGGCCGAGGCCUGCGGCCGGGGCCUCCGCCUCACACUCACCGAGCAGCCCUCCCCUCCGGAGCGGGACGGCCGGCCGGACGCGGCCCCCACCACGGCCCUGAUACAGACCCACGUCCCAGGGGCGCUCCUCAGCGCCCGCCGCGGGCACACGCUGACCUACGCCCUCCCCGAGGACGCCGACCGCACCGCCUUCCCGCGGCUCUUCCGGGCGCUGGAGCAGGACCGGCGCCGCCUGCGCCUGGCGGGCUGCGGGCUCGCAGACACCGCCCUGGAGGAGGUGUUUCUGAUGCUUCUGCACGAUCCCAGCAAGGAGAUGGAUGCGGCCCCAGGGACAGGGCUGGAGGCGCAACGCCCGAGGCCUCCAGGGCCCACGCCCAGCUACCACGCCGGUGCCCCUGCCAGCGCCCUCACACAGGUGGCCGCCCUGCUGACCCAGAGGCUGUGCCGCACGCGCCGGGCCUGGAGGGGCGCGCUCUGUGACCUGCUGCUGCCCGUCUUCUUCGUGGCCUUGGCCAUGAGCCUGUUCCUGGUGAGGCCUCUGGCCACCGACUACCCUGCCCUCCAGCUCACGCCCGGCCGCUUCGGCAAAGCCCAGACCUCCUUCUUCAGCAGUGACAGCGAUGGCAUGGAGCUGGCCCGCGUGCUUUUGCGAGCCUUUGGAAACGGGGAGCAGCCCUGCGCCAGCCUCGGACCCGGCCCGACGAACGCCUCCUGUUGGCGCCCGGAGCCCUGGUCUCGCCCCGGAGCCCCGGGGUCCUGCGGCUGCCGGCCCCGGCAGAGCUGCCCCAACGCCAGUGCCCGGGCCCCCGCCCUGACCGACCGCCGGGGCCACACGCUGCUGAACCUGUCGGCCGUCCACCCCGAGGAGUACCUGCUGGUGCCUGCGGAGAGCCCCAGGCUUGGAGGCUGGUCUUUCGGAGGGCGAGGCCUGGAUCCUGCUCAAGAGGCUCACUCACACCGGCCAAAACCAGAACGCCUGGCCAAGGUGUGGUACAGCCAGCAGGCCCCCCAUGCCCUCCCCGCCUACCUGAACCACCUGAGCAACCUGCUCCUGUGGAGGCUGCUGCCACCGGCCGAGGACUGGACACAGUACGGAAUCACUCUCCACAGCCACCCGUACGGAGGGGCCCUGCUGAACGAGGACAAGAUCCUGGAGAGCAUCCGGCAGUGCGGCGCGGCCCUCUGCAUGGUGCUGGGCGUCUCCGUGCUGGCCGCCGCCAUUGGCAGCUCGGCGGUCAGGGACCGGGUGAGCGGGGCCAAGCGGCUGCAGCACCUGAGCGGCCUGGGCUACGGGGCCUACUGGUUCGCCCACUUCCUGUACGACAUGCUCUUCUACUUGGUGUCCGUCGGCCUGUGCGUUGCCGUGGUCGCGGCCUUCGGAUUGCCGGCCUUCACCUUCCGAGAGAACUUGGCGGCCACCGUCCUCCUGCUGGUGCUGUUCGGGUAUGCGACCCUCCCAGCCAUGUACCUGACGUCCCGGCUCUUCCCCAGUGUCGACGGCGCCUUCAUCGCCUACGUCUCGCUGCACUUCGUGCUGGGCCUCUGCACGCUGCUCAUGACCACUAUGCCGCGGCUGCUGGCCGUCGUCACCGGCGCCCAGAACCUGCAGGCCAUCUACGAGGUCCUCAAGUGGGUCUUCACGCUGUUCCCCCAGUUCUGCCUGGGCCAGGGCCUGAUCGAGCUCUGCUACAAUCAGAUCCAGUUCGACCUGACCCGCGGCCUGGGCGUGGACACCUACGCCAGUCCCUUCCGCAUGAGCUUCCUGGGCUGGGUCUUCGUGCAGCUGGCCGCGCAGGGCACGGGGCUGCUGCUGCUGCGGCUGCUCCUGCACGGGGACGUGGUGCGGAGGGCCAGGAGGCGCUGGGCCGUCCAGGGCACCGUCACGGCCUGUGGGGACGCAGACGUGGAGGCGGAGCAGGCGCGGGUGCUGAAGGGGAGAACCGGCGGGGACCUGCUGGUGCUCUGCAACCUCAGCAAGAGCUACGGACGCCGCCGGCCGGCCGUGCGGGACGUGACCCUGGGCCUGCGAGGCGGGGAGUGCUUCGGGCUCCUGGGCGUGAACGGGGCCGGGAAGAGCACCACGUUCAAGAUGCUGAGCGGGGACGAGGCCCCGAGCGCGGGGUACGCCGUGGUCAGGACGCCCGCGGGGGAGGCCGUGCCUCUGUUCACGGCGGGAGCGGCCGGCGUGCGCGUGGGCUACUGUCCGCAGCAGGACGCGCUGGACGGGCCGCUGACGGGCUGGGAGCACCUGCGCUACUACUGCCGCCUGCGGGGGGUCCCAGGGCCCCGCGUCCCCCAGGUGGCCGGGGACCUGGUGAGGCGCUUACACCUGGAGGCCCACGUGGACCAGCCGGUGGCCACCUACAGCGGGGGCACCAGGCGGAAGCUGUCCGCAGCCCUGGCCCUGCUGGGCAAGCCCCACCUCCUCCUGCUGGACGAGCCCAGCUCCGGGAUGGACCCCUGCUCGAAGCGGCUCCUGUGGAAGGCGAUCACCGAGGAGAUUCGGGAGGGCUGCGCCGUGGUGCUGACCUCGCACAGCAUGGAGGAGUGUGAGGCCCUCUGCACGAGGCUCGCCAUCAUGGUGGACGGCAGCUUCCGGUGCCUGGGCACCCCCCAGCACAUCAAGGACAGGUUCGGGGCCGGCCACACCGUCCGCGUGGGGGUCAGCGCCGGAGGAAGUCAGCACGAGCUCUCCGAGCGCCUGCAGCGCCGCUUCCCAGGCGCCCGGCUUCAGGGGCGGCGCCCGAACGUGCUGGAGUACCAGGUGCCCGCGGACUGGGCCGGCCUGGCCGACCUGUUGCAGGAGCUGGAGGACAGCAAGGCCGCCGGACACAUCCACCGCUACGCCCUGGCCCCGGCCUCGCUGGAGCAGGUGUUUGUGGAUUUUGCUGCUGAGCAGCAGCCGGCUCCUCCAGCCCCUCCCGAGCCUCCCGCCCGCGGCCACCAGCCACCGCCCCUGCCUGUCUGA
Molecule: messenger RNA, 11181 nt
Organism: Pipistrellus nathusii (Nathusius's pipistrelle)
Lineage: Eukaryota; Metazoa; Chordata; Mammalia; Chiroptera; Vespertilionidae
Source: the annotation of a GenBank genome assembly